CUAUAUUUCGAAUAUUUCGUAUAUUUCGUAACACAGUAUCUCGAAAGCAGAAACAUCACAGAACACAAAGUGAUAUCAAUCGCGAGCAAUUUAAAAAGUGCCCUCUCGUUGAUUUGCGCUUCCUUGAAGUCUUUGAGAGUGAAGAUCGGCAGUUUCCCUCUUCUGUACUGUGCAAGAGAUCGUUGCAAAGCUAUUAACGUUAGAAUUGGUAUUUAAAGAUCUCUCAUUGGUUUUGUAAGCUCGUUCCCUCUUGCUCGUUGCUGCUUUCAGGUUUUUAGGUUUAAAAAUUUCAAUUCAAUUUAGUAUCUUAAUGGUUUCUUAAUUUUGGAUUUUUAUAAAAUUCGUGUUCUGUAGAAUGAACUUUGGUGAUUCUCAAUUCAUGUUCCUUGAUUUAACCUGUUAGCUUUAUGUAUUGUCAUUUCAGUUUAUGCCUCUGUGAAUUGUUGUUGGUUUGUUAGCUUUCUCAGUCCUAAUUGAAAUUUUUGGGCCUUCUGUUUGGUGUUUGGACAGAAGGGUUGCUUUUGCUGAGUUAUCUUCAUUUGCUAAUCUGAUAAAAGAACAGCACACAGCUAUGCUUCGAUGCAAGAAUUCUGUAGAAGAAUCUCACUAUGACAUUCUAUCUGUCAAAGAAGAUGCUAGCUAUGAAGAAAUUCGUACUAGCUACAAAUUAGCCAUCCUUAAUUAUCAUCCAGAUAAACUGCAAAGCACUUAUCAGAAAUGUGAUAAUCAGAAUAAGUUACAAGAUAGAUUUUUGAAGGUGCAGAACGCUUGGGAAAUCCUUGGCAAUGCAAGGUCACGUGCUGUUUAUGAUAAAGAGCUACGAGCUUUGAGAAAAGAUACAGGAGUUGGAGUUGCAGCAGAAGACCUAAGUUUAGAGGACAUGAUGAUUGAAGAUGGUGGAGAAGUGGUGGAGCUCUUUUACCAGUGCCGAUGUGGUGAUUAUUUCUCAGUUGAUUCUUCAGAGUUGGAGAAAAUGGGAUAUACAUUGUUGAGGGAUGAAAAUAAGGUAUCUUUUGAAACAGCAGCAACAGAUGCUUUAGCAUCAGUUGUUCUGCCUUGUGGUUCAUGUUCUUUGCAAGUCCGUCUAUUGAUUAAUACAGGCAUUAAGGUUCCAAUCAAUGAUAAUAAUCUGUAAUCCUUUAGAUAAUCUUGGCUAGAUGCUUUGUUGAUUUGUUUGAUUGCUUAGGAGUCUACAAAAUGCACAAGUUAAACCUGCCAUUUUCUAGUUUGCAAACCAUAAUUUACAAUUUUGCUUUUCCUUUUAGUUAUGUUUAGGAUUCGUUUGGUGUCAUUGGAAGAUAUAUCCACAGUUGUCAAG
Manihot esculenta (cassava) is the source of this 1318-nucleotide messenger RNA. RefSeq names its product DPH4 homolog. Bases 572 to 1135 code for a protein of 187 amino acids. The transcript is spliced from 2 exons. Gene Ontology annotation, molecular function: metal ion binding. Gene Ontology annotation, cellular component: cytosol; nucleus. Gene Ontology annotation, biological process: protein histidyl modification to diphthamide; tRNA wobble uridine modification. The record is from RefSeq and is a predicted model, not a curated record. Lineage: Eukaryota; Viridiplantae; Streptophyta; Magnoliopsida; Malpighiales; Euphorbiaceae.